AGCGAUAAAGGACCCAAAAACGUGGAACCCCGAAUUCCACGUCGAAGAUUUGAUGCGGUAUCGAACAAUAUUGUUGAAAUUAGCCGGAAUGUGUUACAUUAAUUUCGAACGAUAUUUACCGAAGCAGUUGGAGUUCAUUUCGGUAUACUUGAAUUGGAGCCUAUUCGGUUUUUUCUCAUUCGUUCAUUUGCAUCUUGCGAUAUUGUUCUUGUUGGAAAUGAUUCGGAGCAGUGCUUUGGAGGUGAUAACCAAUGCCAUAACGAUGGUUAUUAUCAAUGUAUUCGCAUUUUUCACACUACUCUACUACAAACUGAAUUAUAAAAAAUAUUUGCGAAUGGUCGAGUACAUGAACACACAGUUUCUGACGCGUUCCGCCUACGGAUUAACAUUCAUGACGGCCGAAAAGAGUUACAUUGUGGCAAAUAGAUACACCUUUUGGUGGACGGUAAUGUGUAUGCAGGGAACUCUGCAAUGGGCAAUCGUUCCAUUAUUUGCUAGCACACGCACUCUUCCGAUUGAACUCAAGUAUCCCAUGGAUGAAUUGGCUGACCCGUACUAUCAAAUCAUCUACUUUCUUCAUAGCAUGUGUCAGUAUCUAUUGGGAGUGAUCUUUGGGAAUGCUAGCAGUGUGCUGGCGUCGACAGUCAUCAUAGCCAGCGGCCAGUUUGAUAUGUUACUGUGUAGUUUGAAAAAUCUGCAAGCUACUGCAAUGACACUGAACGGAUCGCGCUUGGAACAGCUUCGAAAACUGCAAUCGAUGGUUGACUCCGAGUCCGAAGAGCUCAAUCAAUAUUAUCUGGCAGCGGAACUAAUGGAUGACAUCGAGGCGAACACAGCAAAAAUGCGAGCCGCACUGGAUCGAGAUCCAAGCAAAUUCCAACUAUCAAAGAAAUACCUACCGCAAGACAAUUAUUUGACCGAUUUGACCGAAGAGCUAAAUUUUUCAAUUUUUGCUUGCAUUCGACAUCAUCAAAUGCUCAUUGAGUUCAGUGCAAUGAUGGAGGACUUUUUCAGCGUUUUCGUGCUGCUCAAAUCAUUUCAAAGCACAUUCCAAAUUUGCAAUUUGCUGUUUACAUUUUUAAAAAUUGAAGGAACCGCCGAACAAUAUUUCAAUAUGACCGCAUAUUUGAUACUCACACUUCUGGAUGUGUUCCAACUGUGCUAUUUCGGUGAAACACUGAAACAGCAAUCAUCUCACAUUGGCGAUGCAUUAUUACGGUGCCCGUGGCAUUUGAGUGGUGGCCCAUUUCGACGAAUUGCAUUGAUUUUCCUUGCCAAUUGCACAAAACCAUUGGUUAUGACGGGUGGCAAGUUUUUCAUACUCGAUUUCCAGAAGCUAACAAGUAUUAUGAAGGCGUCAUUCUCUUACUUCACGCUGCUGCAGCAUCUGGGAAAAUAGGUCAAUAAAAAAAAAUUACCCUCUGAUCUCUUCAGUGACCAUCG
Sitodiplosis mosellana (orange wheat blossom midge) is the source of this 1443-nucleotide messenger RNA. Its product is annotated as putative odorant receptor 85e. The transcript is spliced from 5 exons. Lineage: Eukaryota; Metazoa; Arthropoda; Insecta; Diptera; Cecidomyiidae. Gene Ontology annotation, biological process: sensory perception of smell; detection of chemical stimulus involved in sensory perception of smell. Gene Ontology annotation, molecular function: olfactory receptor activity; odorant binding. The record is from RefSeq and is a predicted model, not a curated record. Bases 53 to 1399 code for a protein of 448 amino acids. Gene Ontology annotation, cellular component: plasma membrane.